AUGCGACUUACUCAACUUGAAGCUUAUGCUCGACCGACCCGAGUGGCCACUAACAUCUUCUUUUGGCUUUUUAUUGGGUCGAUUCCGAUCUAUAUGGUGGCUUAUUAUUUCUUCUUUUUAGGAUAUGUGAUAGUAGAAGUGCCUAUCUAUAUUCCAGAUUCUGUUUUUUGUGUGCAGUAUUGCUGGUGGGCCUGUUUAAAGAUGGUUGUGUGUGGGAAUGUCUUUUUGUUUGCUUCUCUGAUGAUCUUACAUAGCUUUUCUUCUAAGUACAUUGCUAAGACGAUUGCUUAUAGUGUAAGUGUAGUGACUUUGCCUAUUCUGGUGGUGGUUGGUUGUGUUGGGGUUUGGGAAGUGAUUGAAGAUUCGGCUUAUAUUGGUCAAAUGAUGUAUGGUUCGAUUUCUGGUGUUUUUGCGGCUGUGCUAAUCUCUUUAAUGCCGCCUUUCUGUCGGCGCCGGGCCCAUAUCUUGGCUGGGAUGUUUAUUCAUAACGUUAAGCUGGCUAAACUAAGUAUUAAGUACUUGUUGCUAAGUAGGAGUGUUCUGGUGGCUAUGCCUGGGGGAAUGGCCGGUCUUUACUUGUUAUUACUUUAUCUUUAUCGGCUUGGGAAACAGUCUAUUGUGAUUUCGGAAGGAGAGGAGAUAGUGCAUCGGAUGGUAUGUAUUGGUGGUGCGGCAAUACUAAGAAUUGUAACGGCUUUGUUUGUCUUUCAUUUUGCCUUUAGCUUACCGGCUGCCCCUUUACGACGGGGUCGAGCGGAGUUGGUAGGGAGUAUUUGCUUACUGGUAGUAACUGUGCUGGUUUGUGCCUUCUUAUCUUCUAACUUUAAGCAAAUGAAAGCCUCAAGGCAAUGGUUGUUGUACGGACUGAUGAGUAUAAUUAAGGUAGGGAUGGGUUGGGGCAUUCCAGUGCAGAUCUUUCGUAUGAAAGGGGCCUUUGCUUAUGCUAGUAUUGAAAACCGCCAGAAAUGGAUUAGAAACAAUCGGAUGCAUUUCUUUUACUUUGAGAUAUGUAAGCUGUUUAUUAUGAUAUUUGCCAUUAUUCUACCGAUGUCAGUCACGGCCUUUUUCUUUCGAACACAAGGGAAGACGCCAUCCGAGAUAUCUAUUUUUAUUUCGGUUUUAAGAUUGACAUUUGGGUAUCUCUACUGCUUAGUAGAUACGGCAAUCAAAGUUAUUUUCAUUGGUCAUAAGUUGACUUUGCCCCAAAAAACAGCCAAACGAGUGACUUACACCGAUAUAGCCCAUUUAUACAACCACUCUGGCCGAAUGAGUCUAGCUUCGUCAUCCCAGUAA
Nematocida homosporus is the source of this 1293-nucleotide messenger RNA. RefSeq lists its product as uncharacterized. Bases 1 to 1293 code for a protein of 430 amino acids. NCBI's taxonomy places the organism in Eukaryota, Fungi, Microsporidia. The record is from RefSeq and is a predicted model, not a curated record. The transcript has a single exon.